AUGUUUCGUUUGAUAUCGACUAACGCCCAACAAGGGUUCAGACCUGUGAUCUUACUGAAAGUGAGACCCAAUAAGGGUAGUUUAGCCUUGGCUUCUAAUCCAUUACAAGGUAAUACCAAUAAUGGUCAAUAUAGAGUAACUCAAUUUUCAAGAUCAAAUUCUACUAAUGGAACUAUUUCUAAUAAUAAUCAAACCAGUUAUAAAGUAGAUAACUUUAUUAAUAAAGCUACUAAGGAUCCAUUAAUCAAAGAUUCAUUUGAAAACUCUGAAGUUGAACAAAAAUUAAAUUAUUUUAGAGAAUUAUUAUCUUCAACUCAAAGUAAAAUGUAUAAUAAAUCUUUAGAAGGUAGAAUUGCUUUCAAUGAUUGUGUUAAUAAUUUAUUUGAAUUAUUUGAUGAUGAAGCAAUCAGAUCAAAUUUAACUGGAUCUGAUUUAUUUCAUUAUGCUCAUGCUUUACAAAUUGCUGUAUUUUAUAAUAGAACUAAUAGAUUAUCAGGUAAUAAGAAUAGAGAUAGAGAUCAACAUUCAAAUAAUUAUUCUGAAGAAAUGUUAUUAAAAAAUGCCGUAUUAAACUUGGCUGAAUUAAUUAUUGGUAAUGAAUUCCAACCAAUUAUAACUGCUCCAAUGAUUCAAAUGUUAUUUUAUUCAAUGUUACAAUUCAAAUUUAAUACUGAAAUUAUUAAUUUAUGGGAAAAUGGUAUUAAUGAUAAAGUUAAUGGUAAAAUAUAUUUAUCUCAAGAAAUUUUAGGUAUUGUAUUACCAACUUGUUUUGAAAAUAAUAGAUUUACUUAUGAAGAAAUUUUACAAGUUUAUGAAUUAAAUACUAAAGAUGCAAAAUCAAUUGCUCAUAAUUUAGCUGCUUCAAUUGGUAAGAUUGCCAUUACUUCAGGAGAUUAUUCUCGGGCUUUAGAUUCUUUAGAAUCUUUAUUACAACUUUAUGAAAAUCAAUCAGGUAAACCAAAUAGAGAUUUAUUACAUUCUUUAAGUGAAUUACAUUUAACUUUUAUUGGUCAUUGUAAAGAUUAUAGAAUUGCUAAACAUUUCUUUGAUAAAGUCAUAGAACAUACCUUACCUUAUAAAGUGAUUUUAAAAGCUCCAAAAGUGGUAUCAUUCUUACAAAAUUGUAAUGAAGCCAAUGAACCAAUUGAUAAUAUUAUUUAUAUUUGGAAAUCAACUAUUAAUUAUUAUAAAGAUAAUGGAGCUGCUAAUGUUAUUAAUGCCAGAUAUUCCAUUUUAAAUAAUGGAUUUUUCCAAUUAUUCUUUAAUAGAUAUCCAAAUUUAAAUCAAGAAUCAUUUAUUAAAUUAAGAGAAGUUAUUUCAUCAUAUUCUGAAAUUAAAUUGAUUGAUGAAACAUUUUUAAAUACGAUUAUUUCCAAUUAUUCAUGGGCUGAUAAAAGUGUAUUAAAUCAAUUGAUUGAAAAUUAUUCAAUUUAUGAAGUUAAUAGAACUCCAGUUUCUUAUAGAGUUAGUUUAAAAAAAAUGGGGGAAUUAAAAGAUUAUUCAAAUCAAGAAAUUUUAGAAAAAUGGAAUGAAAAUCUACAAUGUUUAGAAUCAAAUAGGUAUAAUUAUAUUCCAGUGGCUGAUUGGGCCGCUUUAAGAGAUGCAACUAUUGCUUCACCAUUCCCUGAGCAAAGAACUCCAUUAUAUCUUACGGUGGUAAAUGCUUAUAAGAAUUACAUGCAAGAUAGAAAAUCAUGUCUUAAAUUCUUAGGUAAUUGGAGUAAAAGACCUGAUAAUUAUCCUCAAAUUGCAAGAAUUACAACCGAAGAAAAUCCUGAUUUUAAUUGUGAUGUUGAAGUUGUAGUUCCUCAAUUUAAAUUCUUAAGAUCAAAUGUGGAUUAUAAAUUAGUUACUAAAGAAAUUACUGAUAAUAAGAAAAAUAAUAAUGAUAUUUUAGUUUAA
This is a messenger RNA of Scheffersomyces coipomensis, 1902 nucleotides long. RefSeq lists its product as uncharacterized. The record is from RefSeq and is a predicted model, not a curated record. Lineage: Eukaryota; Fungi; Ascomycota; Pichiomycetes; Serinales; Debaryomycetaceae. The transcript has a single exon. Bases 1 to 1902 code for a protein of 633 amino acids.